Messenger RNA from Silurus meridionalis, 2910 nucleotides. It is a transcript of the gene mysm1, whose product is annotated as Myb-like, SWIRM and MPN domains 1. The record is from RefSeq and is a predicted model, not a curated record. The transcript has 20 exons. Gene Ontology annotation, molecular function: polyubiquitin modification-dependent protein binding; metallopeptidase activity. Gene Ontology annotation, biological process: double-strand break repair. Gene Ontology annotation, cellular component: BRISC complex; BRCA1-A complex. The coding region runs from base 80 to 2530 and encodes 816 amino acids. NCBI's taxonomy places the organism in Eukaryota, Metazoa, Chordata, Actinopteri, Siluriformes, Siluridae.
UCACUCGGUGUCGCUGUGAAAACGCCAACCCGAAAGUAAGCUCGCUUUUUGCCGCUUUCAAUCUUUAGCUCAGGCAAUCAUGGCGGACGAGGUGGAUGUUGUUGACAUCGAAGGAGACGAGUGUGAUGGAGAUGAUGGUGAUCUGACGAGAACAGUGAUGCUCCAGGAUCAGUACUUGCAGUCAGCAUGGAGGACUGACCCAUCUGUACUGCCCUGGACAUUGGACAACUCGAUCAGUGAUGAGAACAGAGAGAUCAUUGAGAGCAUGCUGCUGGAAGAACAGUAUUACUUUGCUGGGAAGAGCGUCCCAAAAGUGGCGUGGACUGACGAAAAGCCUAAAGUAAAAAAGUCGCCGGCGAAGAGCUCUGGAGCGCCGACACGUUGGGCCCAAGAGGAGAAAGAUCUCUUUGAGAAAGGACUAGCUCAGUUUGGGCGGAGGUGGACUAAAAUCGCAAAGCUGAUCGGCACCAAGACUGUUCUCCAAGUGAAAAGCUACGCCAGGCAGUACUUUAAAAACCAGGCUAAAUCUGAAGAUCAGGCUGAAGUGUCUUCUACGCAGCCCCAGAGAGCACUCCUUCAGACACCAGAAUCCAGCCCUUACACGGUCCAGCUUGAGAAUUCUGCUCUGGCUAACGCUGUACGCAUCGAACGGCUGUCUGACGACGAGGACGUGGACAUCACAGACGACCUGAGCGAUGAUGCGAGUCAGCCGGAGAACCAGGCCGAUUUCAGGGGCGAGCCUCGAGAUCCAGCAGGUGAAACCCAAACACCGUUUUCUACAGACAUAUUAAUCAGUGACGUCUCGGCUGCGGCGGAAACGUCCGAAGCGUCUGCCGAGGUCAUUUCCGAAGAAAACAUCAGCCACUUUAAGACAGCGAUCGAUCCAGGAGAGUUCUUGUGUGCAAAGCCGCAGCAUGAGGACGAGUGCACCGAAGAUGAAAUCGAGAAGAGCCCCCUAGAGGACACGGAGGAGCAGGACGAAGAAGAGGAGCUGAAGCCUCCGGAGCAGGAGGUCACUCUGAACACAAGCACCAUCACUGACGAGGAAAAGGUGGCCAUCCCAGAAUUCUUUGAGGGUCGUCUGUCGAAGACGCCUGAGCGAUAUCUGAAAAUUCGCAACUAUAUCCUGGAUCAGUGGGAGAAAAGCAAACCCAAGUAUUUGAAUAAGACGUCGGUGCGUCCAGGCUUAAAGAACUGCGGAGAUGUGAACUGCAUUGGCAGAAUACACACGUACUUGGAGCUCAUAGGGGCGAUCAACUUCAACUGUGAACAGGCGAUCUAUAACCGCCCUCGGCCGCUGGACCGCUCCCGUCUGAAGGAAAGCAGAGACAGUCUGGAGGCCUAUCAGCUGGCUCAGAGAUUACAGUCCAUGCGCACAAGGAAACGACGAGUGAGAGAUGCCUUUGGGAACUGGUGCGAUGCCCGAGACCUGGAAGGCCAGACCUAUGAGCAUCUGAGUGCAGAAGAACUGGCCCUGAGGAGAGAGGAGAUGAGAAAAAGGCACCCGAGGCCAUGCAAACUCCCCAAGCGAGGCUCUUUCGAUCCAUUCCAGUUAAUCCAGUGCAAAGCCUUCGGAGAGGAGAGACAGGAACCAUUCCAAGUGAUAGUGUGUGCUGAAGCGCUGGUUGUCAUGGAUGUGCACGCUCAUGUCUCUAUGGGAGAAGUGAUCGGACUCCUGGGUGGAUCUUAUGAUCAUGAGGACAAAGUGUUAAAGAUUUGCGCAGCAGAACCAUGUAACAGUCUCAGCACUGGACUGCAGUGUGAAAUGGACCCCGUCUCCCAGACUCAAGCGUCUGAGAUGCUUGGGGCCAGAGGACACAGUGUAGUUGGCUGGUAUCACUCGCAUCCAGCUUUUGAUCCAAACCCUUCACUCAGAGACAUUGACACUCAGGCAAAGUACCAGAAUUAUUUCUCUCGAGGAGGAGCUCCAUUUAUCGGAAUGAUUGUAAGCCCAUAUAACCCCACUAACCCCUCGCCCGUGUCCCAGAAUACAUGUUUGCUGGUGCAAGAAGAGAGCGGAUCUGCUGGCACUCAAAAGCUUCCCUACAAGUUUGAAUAUCAAGUCUCCGCUGAAACUCCAGACUUGAAGGAAGUGAUGAGAAGAGCAGAAUGGGUGGUGUUCAAGUACAGGCAGUCGUAUGGUUGUGUGCCCAUGGAAAGACUCUACCGCAGAGACUCCUCCCUCACAUGCCUGGAAAAGAUGCUCACAUCACUUAGGACGGUUCUCCCAGAGAUCCCAGAGACGGAGGCCUUUCUGGUCCAGAUCGAAGCGUUGUUCGUUACACAUUUCAUAGAUAAGCAGGAGACCGAGCAAGCUUCCGGCUCCACAUCUCAUCUCAUCACGUUCACCACGUCUGAACUGAUAGAGAGCGGCGAAGUCUUGGACUACGAGGAGACGUGUUCGUCAGAUGAGCAGCCCGUCAUUAACGCUAGCAGUUCUGAUAACGUUUUUAACAGCUCAAGUUCUGGAGUUGCAGCUGGACAAGAAGCAAAUAUACCUCAUGUAGCAUCAGAAAAAUCUGAGUAUUAAUAAUGAUGAUGUAAGUCGUAGCUAAGUUAUUAAGGAUUAGUCUCCUGUUGCUGCAGAUACUAAUAUAAUUCGGUUGUAUUUUGUAAUAAGACCAAUUAUCGUUUGUGAAGCACUAUACCUAAUGUUAAUAUCAUAUUUUUUUCAUUAUGCACACCGAUUCACUAAAACCAUGUCGGCAUUAAUCAAGUAUACUGUAUUAACUACCCAAGAGGGUUUUGUACUUGCUCUCUCUUUCUCUUCACUAUGUCUGCUCUUUUUGAUCAGUUUAAAUGUACACCAUUUGGCAGACACCAUCAACAACCAGCAAACACUCAUGUCUUAGGCUCUCUAAAGUGUUUCUUAACUCUACAGUGUUGUGUAUAAAUAAUGUCUAACCGUGA